Messenger RNA from Aspergillus mulundensis, 2613 nucleotides. RefSeq lists its product as uncharacterized. Lineage: Eukaryota; Fungi; Ascomycota; Eurotiomycetes; Eurotiales; Aspergillaceae. Gene Ontology annotation, biological process: mRNA export from nucleus; ribosomal small subunit export from nucleus; ribosomal large subunit export from nucleus. Gene Ontology annotation, molecular function: structural constituent of nuclear pore. Gene Ontology annotation, cellular component: nuclear pore. The coding region runs from base 1 to 2613 and encodes 870 amino acids. The record is from RefSeq and is a predicted model, not a curated record. The transcript has 4 exons.
AUGCCGAAAGUGAUCAGUUACACUCCGCCAUGGCUCUCGCGCCCUUCCCCCGGCGCCGCCCUGUUUUCGAGUCCAGCACCCAAGGAUCCAGCAAGCUCCAAAAACACCAAAGAUGCCCCGUAUCUCGGCCCGUCGCGCACACUGGCACGACGAGGAAAUGAAGUGCUCACGGUCGUUGACAACCAAAUCCGCUGGUCGAGCCUCACGCGAUUAAAGGAUGAAUGGCAGCAGCGCGCUAGGUCCAAGAACCAAAGCAAUGAUACGGAGAGCGGCGCUCCCUACCGGAUCUUGACAGUUCCGGUAUACGACCAGAUUCGACAGAUCAUCCCUUCUCCGAACGGCGCUUUUCUGGCAAUCGUCGCAGACCACACUGUCUACAUCGCCGUGCUUCCGGAUUCUGCGCACUUGUCCACAGCGGACUCCUCCCCAAUCCGUGUGAAAACCUAUCAACUUGGCCCAACGACACAUGUCAUUCCGGAAUCCCCGGUGGUAUCGGCAUUGUGGCAUCCGCUCGGAGUCUACAGCAAUCUCGCAGGGUGCCUAGUGACGGUAACUGAAGAUGCGGUGGUGCGCGUUUGGGAGUUGGACCGGAAUAACCAUUGGUCGUUUGAUCGUCCUACGGUGGCUGCCGACCUCAGGAAGCUGGUUGAUGGGACUUCCUCAGACCAGGACUUUGCGCCUUCAGGCUUCGGCAAGAACAAGGGCUUUUCCUCUGAUUAUGUUGACAUGGAGGUUGCGUCGGCUCGAUUCGGGGGUGUUGGAAGCGAGAAGGAGGAUGCCUGGGCUGCAAUGACGCUCUGGAUUGCUAUGAAGCCAGGUGAUCUCUAUGCGCUCUGCCCAUUACUACCUUCUAAAUGGAGGGCACCGUCUGCCGCUGUUCCUUCACUCUCUGCCGCAAUCAUUCCGAAGAUGUCCGUCUUGGAGGAAGAUCCUCUUGAUUAUGGAGACCAAUUGGCUGCUUGUCGACAGCAGUACGAGUGGCUUGCGGAACUCGAUAACCAAGAACCGCUACAGAUAAUUCCCGGUUCUGCAACAGAACCCGAGUCUGAGAUUCUCACGCGCCCCGCUAAUCUUGGCGCAAUACCCAAACUUCAGGGCCCUUUCCGCGUUGAUACCGGAGAUUAUGCUGAUGAUCUCGACUUGUGCGAUAUGCUUGUUAUUGCGGCCAAGGCUGAUACUGAUGCUCUGAUGAUGGGCGAGGAGGAUGAAUUGACACUGAACAGUGGUGGCGACAAACUAUCAGCCACCGUGAUUUGUCUGUCCUCUCUGAGUGGCAGAGUCUACCUUUGCCUUGAGACUGGCGGAGUAGAGGGACAAUGGCUCCCGAAAGCUAGAAAGAACGCAUUCCGCGUGCCUGACUCGGAGCAGUCCGACCUACUGUUGCUGGAAGCUCUCGAUACUGUCGAAGAGGAUCGUCGAACAUCGGAUACGUGGCCCAUGUUCUCACCUGAUGCCCAUUCCCGCUAUAACUUCUUCGUGACAACCUCUCACAGCGUAGUUUUUAUAUCGCUGUCUUCGUGGAUCCAGCGCUUGGAGGAUGAACUACAGUCCGAAGACACCUCAGGCUCGGCCUUCCGCCUCCAGAUCCUUUGCGAAGGCAAUGCGUCUAUCCUGGAAUCGAUCAUCAAGGUAGAUGAUGCUAGUAUUUCUAGUAGUCAGCCGGCCCACCUCCCAGCUUCUUUGGUUUACCAUGACUAUGACUUGGGUUACUUACUGCUCACCUCUCACGCAUGCGACCCAUACGCUGCGGUUCUCGAAAAGCCUAAUUUCUUCCCGUCGUUCUCUCUCGAGACGGGCGCCCAGCAAACCGAUUCGCCUACAGUCCCUCCCCAUCGGCCUCCUUACCAGGUUCCUUCGAUUCUGUAUUCGGACUCUCCCCUGGAGUUCUUCGUCGAUAAGCACGUACCCCAUCGCUACCGGAGCAGUCUCAAGGAGAAGGUGCUCCUGUCACCGGCUACUUUAGACCUAGUGGCGGCUGCGCACCGAAUUUUGUCUGCCCAUACUAACGCGCUUGAGCGAGCUGCAUCGGACCUUUUCCGCCGCUGUGAGAGGUUACAGGGAGAAUUGCGCGAUCAAUUAGGACAGGUAGCUGAUGUAGCCGAUCGGAUCAAGGGCGUCUCGAGUGAAAUCAGCGAGGAUGGACAGAGGAAGGAAGGAUCUAGGAGCACUGCGGCAUUGGACGAGAGGCUGAAAGAGGCCAAGGACCGACAGACAGAACUUGUUCAGCGAUACGAAGCUAUCCGCAACAAGGUUCUCAAGUCGGGCGGCCGGCCGCUUAGUGAAAAAGAGUCGUCCUGGUUCGCUGAGGUUGAAGCGCUCUCGCAGUCGUUUGAUAAAGAGCGCAAGGAGGAAUCCGCCGAGCAAAUAUCCCAGCGGCUGGAGUCUGUCAAGGAAAUCGCAUCAGAACUGCUCACAGAAGCCAAGUCUGUUGCUUCUAGAAUCCCAACUGCGACAGAGCCCAACACCCCGGGCUCUCCUAGCAGCGCACAGCCAAGGGUUCCUCAGCGCCUCCAACGGGCCAAGAUUGCUGAUGCUAUGAAAAUGGUGGAGCGAGAAUCUGCUGUCAUCGAGUCCAUAACUACGCGCCUGGCCCGGCUCAAUACGAUGGUUUGA